AUGAAUGUCGAAGUGUGUAAAAGGUUCAAGAAUGUAUGGGAGGAUUUUCCCGAUAAAUUAGACGGUGAUGAAAAAUACCAAUUUAAUGAUGAUAAUUUUUUCAAAGAGUAUUGUAAUAAUAAGUGUUCUAGUUAUAUCGAUAAAAUAAAUGUUGGAUUUUUAUAUUUGUUUGAUGGAUUCUUUAAGAAUUCUUCUGUGUUUGAGUCUGUUGCAAAAAGUAACAUCAAUAUUGUUGAAUACAUUAUGAUAUGGUUAAGUUAUAUGUUUAACCUAAAGAAAAAUAACAGCAUUAGCAAUCUAAAUUAUUUUUAUUGUGAUUAUAUAGAUAAUUCUAAGUAUAAAAAUUCUAUAGAAGUUGGUGCUUAUAAUAGUUAUGAUGAUCUUAUAAAUAAAAAAAAUUAUUUGAUGAAAAUGAAUAUUAAAGAUAUAUCUAAAUUUUAUGAUCCAUUUAAGUUAUUAUGUGAAAUGUAUAAUGAAUUUGAUGAAAAUAAGAAAGAUUGCACAACAUGUUCGGAAAAAGCUAGUCAAUUUGUUGAAAAAUAUGAAAAACUUUACAAUGAUUAUAAUAGCAAUGAAGAAAGUUCAUAUAAAGAAAUAUUGUGUACUUUAUCAACCGAUUAUGAUAAUUUUAAAAAGUAUUGUGAUGAUGCUCAGUGUUGCAAAUCUUCACCCCUUCCAACGAUAGACAAAACAAAAAUUCCUGCAAAAUGUUCUGAACAAAUUUCUGAACAAAGAUCUGAAGUUACAUCAUCAAGUUCGUCGAUAGCAAGCAAAUUAAUUCUUGUUUUAUCGAUAUUUGGUGCAAUAGCAAUUUUUUUUGGAAUUUCUUAUAAGUAUUCGUUAUUUGGAUUUCGGAAACGAUCUCAAAAACAACAUUUAAGAGAAAAGCUAAAAAAAUAA
Molecule: messenger RNA, 900 nt
Organism: Plasmodium yoelii
Lineage: Eukaryota; Apicomplexa; Aconoidasida; Haemosporida; Plasmodiidae
Product: PIR protein
Exons: 3
Coding region: 1-900 (299 amino acids)
Source: RefSeq, a predicted model, not a curated record